GCUGGGCGGCGCUGGGUGCAGGCGGGCCUCGUGGGGACGCUGAGUGGGGCCGAGCGGACACGGAGGGCUCCGGGCUGGAGACUAGCUGCCUGCAGCCAUGACCCUUGUAGCCUGUCCCUCGGCUCUGGCCCGGGGCAUUUAAUUCCUUGCACAGUCGUCUGCAGCUGCAGAGGAGCCGGCCGCUGUCCGUUCGUCGUCCUUGGCGCCUUAUCACUCCUUUCCACAGAACUGGGAGCAGCGCGGGCAGCCGGCGCACCCGUGCAAACUGGGGGUGUCUGCUGGAGCAGCCACCGCCGCUGCCGCCCCCGGCUUUGGCCAUGGUCCGGCGGGGCGCGGGGCCAAGAGUCCCGGGGGAGCCCGUGGUGGUCGGGCUCAGUUUGCGGUUGCUGCUGCUGCUGCUGCCGCUGCUGCUGUUCUUGGGGCCGGUGCGGGGCUUUGGGGACGAGGAGGAGCGGCGCUGCGACCCCAUCCGCAUCACCAUGUGCCAGAACCUCGGUUACAACGUGACCAAGAUGCCUAACCUGGUGGGGCACGAGCUGCAGACCGACGCCGAGUUGCAGCUGACAACCUUCACGCCACUCAUCCAGUACGGCUGCUCCAGCCAGCUGCAGUUCUUCCUUUGUUCGGUUUAUGUGCCAAUGUGCACAGAGAAGAUCAACAUCCCCAUUGGCCCGUGUGGCGGCAUGUGUCUUUCAGUCAAGAGACGCUGUGAACCGGUCCUGAAGGAAUUUGGAUUCGCCUGGCCAGAGAGCCUGAACUGCAGCAAAUUCCCACCACAGAAUGACCACAAUCACAUGUGCAUGGAAGGGCCAGGUGACGAAGAGGUGCCCUUACCUCACAAAACCCCCAUCCAGCCUGGGGAAGAAUGUCACUCUGUAGGAACCAAUUCUGAUCAGUACAUCUGGGUGAAAAGGAGCCUGAACUGUGUUCUCAAGUGUGGCUACGAUGCCGGCUUAUACAGCCGCUCAGCCAAGGAGUUCACUGAUAUCUGGAUGGCUGUGUGGGCUAGCCUGUGCUUCAUCUCCACUGCCUUCACGGUCCUGACCUUCCUCAUCGAUUCCUCCAGGUUUUCCUAUCCUGAGCGCCCCAUCAUAUUUCUCAGUAUGUGCUAUAAUAUUUAUAGCAUUGCUUAUAUUGUGAGGCUGACUGUAGGCAGGGAAAGGAUAUCCUGCGAUUUUGAAGAGGCAGCAGAACCCGUUCUCAUCCAAGAAGGACUUAAGAACACAGGAUGUGCAAUAAUUUUCUUGCUGAUGUACUUUUUUGGAAUGGCUAGCUCCAUCUGGUGGGUUAUUCUGACACUCACUUGGUUUUUGGCAGCAGGACUCAAAUGGGGUCAUGAAGCCAUUGAAAUGCACAGCUCUUACUUCCACAUUGCUGCCUGGGCCAUCCCUGCAGUAAAAACCAUUGUCAUCUUGAUUAUGAGACUGGUGGAUGCAGAUGAACUGACUGGUUUGUGCUAUGUUGGGAACCAAAACCUUGAUGCCCUCACUGGCUUUGUGGUGGCUCCUCUCUUCACUUACUUGGUCAUUGGAACCUUAUUCAUUGCCGCAGGUUUGGUGGCCUUGUUCAAAAUUCGGUCGAAUCUUCAAAAGGAUGGGACAAAGACAGACAAGUUGGAAAGGCUGAUGGUCAAAAUUGGUGUCUUCUCAGUAUUAUACACAGUCCCUGCAACCUGUGUGAUUGCCUGUUAUUUCUAUGAAAUCUCCAACUGGGCACUCUUCCGGUAUUCUGCAGAUGACUCCAAUAUGGCGGUCGAAAUGUUAAAAAUUUUUAUGUCUUUGCUGGUGGGCAUCACUUCAGGAAUGUGGAUUUGGUCUGCCAAAACUUUUCACACAUGGCAGAAGUGUUCCAACAGAUUGGUGAACUCUGGGAAGGUAAAGCGAGAGAAGAGAGGGAAUGGUUGGGUAAAGCCUGGGAAAGGCAAUGAAACUGUGGUAUAAGAAUAGCCAGACUCUACAUGGUCCUCAUUUUGAUUGGGGUAUAUUAGCAUUUCAUAGGAAAUGCUGCUAAAAAUUGUAUGUAAUAAAUCUCAGUUUGAACAAACAACACUUAAGCAAGGCCCCCCCCCCAACCGCCCCAUCAUCCUAAAACCAAUGAUUUUGCUGCAGACUUUGGAAUAAUCCAAAAUGGAAAAGCCAGUGAGAGGCUUUCAAAGCUGUGAAAAAAUCAAACUGUUGAUCACUUUAGCAGGUCACAGGUUGAAGUGUGGAGGUCCUGCCUAGGUUAGGCAGUCCAGGGCGAUGCUGCUUUUCCUUGCAGGGUGGGGUUUAAGCCGUGAGUGGGUAAUUUAAUUUGCAGAGAGAAAAAGUAACUUUUUAACCCUUUUAAAAUUGAAAUACUAACAGCCUCUUUCAAAUAACAACGCAAUCUAUAAACACUGGAAACGCUGGUUCAGAGAAGUAUUACAUGAGUUUUUGGUUUGGCUGGUCUAACAUAAACAUCUUUUGUGGUGCAGUGUCUGCUCUUUAGAACUGUGUGGAUUGCACUCCCCAGAGGUGGUGUCAGAAUCUUUUAGUGCCUUUGUCAUAAAACAGAAUUGUUUGAACAAACAAAAGUAUUGUACAAACACACCUAAGGUAUCCGGUGGAUUUGCCUUCUCUCUUUAAUUUCAGUAUCUCUGUGCUAGGCUGCUGCUGUUUUCUUCAUUUUGCAUUCAUAACUCAAAAAAGGUAUUUUUAUAGGAAUUUUUGCAUUGCAGCAUGCCUAAUGAGGGGGAAAAUGAAGGGCGAUUCAUGUCGUGACAAUCACUUAAUUCAGAGGAAAAUGAGAUUGACCAAGUCGACUUACCUUACCGACCCCAGAGACCUAUGGCAUUGAGCAACUGGGACUUAAUAUGUUUUACUUUGUGUGAUUGCAUCUGUGCAGACGCCAGUCUGGAAGAGCUGAAAUGUUAAAUUUCUUGGCAACUUUACAUGUGCACAGAUUAACUGUGUAAUUUGUGUGUGUCAAUUACAAUUAAAAGCACAUUCUUGGACCAUGACAUAGUAUACUCACUGACUUUAAAACUAUGGUCAACUUGCAUUCUCAGAAAGAUAGUGCCUUUUUCCUUUAGCAUAAGAAUGUUAUCAAAGUCUGGUCCACUUAACAACAAUGGAGACUUUUUCAAUUUUGUGAAGGGAACUAAGGACUGCUAAUCCAACUACUUGGUGCAUAAUUGUUUCCUUGUAAUUGGCAAAGGCUCCUUAUAAGAUUUCCUUGGAGGCAGUGUGGCCUGGAGUAUUUAUAUGGUGCUUAAUGAAUCUCCAGAAUGCCAGCCAGGAGCUUGAUUGGUUAGCAGGGAAUAAAGUGUAGACCCUGUGAAAUGAACUGCAAACUCUAACAGCACUGGUCUUAAUUGCCUUUUGUGGAGGUAUCCAAAGCCUUUCAAAUUUAUGCUUUACGUUUCUCACAAGGGGGUACCCCCCUAGCAGCCUCUCAAAGUUGCUGUGCUUUUAAAAUUGUAACUGGCCUCUCUAUUAACCCACCUUAGGCCUUCUAAUCUCCAGAUCUCUGGGGCAAGUUGUUGACAAUGUCACAGGUUGCUCUGUGUAACUUAUACCUGUCUUUGCUUCAGUUCCUGCUUUGCAGUGACUCAUUUAUUUAUUUAUUCAUGCCUUUUUUUUUUUUUUUUUUAAGCAGGUAGGAAAGCUCUCUUUUAUUGUUCUUUGUGGAAAAACAUUUCCAGGGACUCAAAAUUCCAAAAAAGGUGGUCAAAUUCUGGAAAUAAGCAUGCCUUUUUGUGGGGGGCCUAUAGGGGAGGGGUUUUAUGCCCAUGGUUUGCCAUUUCCUCCCCUUAUUUCCUUUUUUUUCCUUGGUUGCUGAGCUGUCUGAGAUGAAGAUGCAUCUAAAGUCUGCUGUGUUUUAGAAGGGAAAGUCUUAGGGCUUUCAAUUGAGGCAGAAGCUAAGUGGGCAUGGAUGGCCUGUGUUACUGUCUGCCAAGCCUGAGUGCCUUGACUGGACUCUGGGUCAGGGCUCCCAGAGCAUGAGAAUUGGUCCCCGGAAGGGCCAGAGUAACUCCAUCAGAGACCACAAUGCCUAUGAAAUGUAAAAUGUGAACUCCCGUGCUGCUUGCAGAUAGUUCCCAUAACUGCCCAGGGCCCCGGAGCAUGCAUCCAGGGACAGAACCUGCCCUUACUCACGCUCUGCUCUAGUGUCUUGGGAGUUGGGCAGAGACUCUGGCCUAGGAAGUGAAGGAUCAUGCAGUCAGGGACUGGUCUUGGUGUUAGAGUAUCGGUUUUGUAAGGCAGUUUUCCUUGUAAUGUCAGUGAUUUUAUGACCAAAGUAGCAGCUUGCAGAGGCUCAAGCAUGGAGUAGGUGCUCGAUAUUUUUGAAUAAUUAAAUGAUAAAAAUAAUAAAAGCCCUCAGAUGAACCUGGG
Orycteropus afer afer is the source of this 4355-nucleotide messenger RNA. It is a transcript of the gene FZD4, whose product is annotated as frizzled class receptor 4. Gene Ontology annotation, molecular function: Wnt-protein binding; Wnt receptor activity. Gene Ontology annotation, cellular component: plasma membrane. The record is from RefSeq and is a predicted model, not a curated record. Gene Ontology annotation, biological process: non-canonical Wnt signaling pathway; retina vasculature morphogenesis in camera-type eye; canonical Wnt signaling pathway. NCBI's taxonomy places the organism in Eukaryota, Metazoa, Chordata, Mammalia, Tubulidentata, Orycteropodidae.